CCUAAAAUGUCUAAUACAACCAUGACUCAGAGCUUCACCGCUGUCUACCUUGCAGUGGAGGUAGUCAUUGGGGUUCUUUCUAUCAUUGGAAAUACCCUUGUAAUCUGGGCAGUGAAGGUGAACCCCUCUCUUCAGGAUACAACAUUUUACUUUAUUGUGUCUCUGGCAGUGACUGACCUGGCAGUUGGAGUAUUGGUUACACCUUUGGCUAUUAUACUGGAGCUGAAGAUACAGCUAUAUUUUCAUGCAUGUUUGUUCCUCUGUUGCAUGAUUAUCAUAUUCACCAAUGCAUCCACAGCUUCUCUGCUUGCCAUAGCAAUUGACAGAUAUGUAAGAGUCAAGUUUCCAAACAGCUACAGGAUGAAGAUGACCAAAAAGAGGAUUCGGUUGUGUAUUUGCUUCUACUGGAUUCUGUCUGCAUUUGGAGCACUGGUCCCAAUGUUUGGAUGGAACAACAGAAUCCAUCUUGGAGAAGAAGAAAGGAAUGUCCUGAUAUGUAAUUUCCCCCAUGUCAUGAGUAUGGACUAUCUUGCGUACUUUUGCUUUUUUGGUUGGGUUCUCUUUCCUUUGUUCACUAUGAUGGCUUUGUAUGUGGAGAUCUUUCAUACUUUAAGAAAACACAUGAGACAAUGCGUCUCCAACCUUCAUUUAAAUAAGUCAAAUUAUAGUAAGGACUAUAAAAUAACAAUCUCCCUUGUGAUUGUUAUGAGUAUGUAUGCCCUUUGUUGGUUACCCAUAUCCAUUCUGAACUGCAUCACCUAUUUUUACCCUAAUGUUGUACAGACCAAGGGAUUCGUACCUGCUCUGUAUUUAAGCAUUUUGUUGUCACAUCUGAAUUCUGUCAUCAAUCCUAUAAUCUAUAGUCUCAAAAUUAAAAAAUUUAAAUACACCUUCAUUAAUAUAAUUAAGAGACAUACAUGUAUCCUGUGCAGAGAUGAUAUAACUGAUGCCUCUAGUAUAGAAAACACACUUGAAAAAUAA
This is a messenger RNA of Hyla sarda, 981 nucleotides long. Its product is annotated as adenosine receptor A3-like. Gene Ontology annotation, cellular component: dendrite; membrane; synapse. Gene Ontology annotation, molecular function: G protein-coupled adenosine receptor activity. The transcript is spliced from 2 exons. Bases 7 to 981 code for a protein of 324 amino acids. The record is from RefSeq and is a predicted model, not a curated record. Gene Ontology annotation, biological process: G protein-coupled adenosine receptor signaling pathway. NCBI's taxonomy places the organism in Eukaryota, Metazoa, Chordata, Amphibia, Anura, Hylidae.